AUGUCACAGGCUAGAUCGAAAACCGCGCCCAGAGCGCUGGUUCCUGUGGCGGCGGGAGAUGGUGCUGUGCACACACCUCUCCUCGUGCGAGAUGAGCAGGGGGAUGUGCUGGAGCGCCUCGAUGUCGUGCUGAGAAACAUUGCAGAGCUCAGGAAAGAAGUGGAGGAGCUCCGAAACAGCCUGCAGCACUUGGCUGUGGAAAUCGUUGGUGAAGUCAGGUCCCAUCUGGAAGAAACCCAGAAGGUAACUCGCCGGAGGCGGUUCCCGUUUCCUAGAGAAAGAAGUGAUUCCACAGGCUCCAGUUCAAUUUAUUUCACAGCCAGCUCAGGAGCAGCUAAUACGGAUGAUGGUGAAAGUGAAGGAGGGUACACCACAGCCAAUGCUGAGUCUGAUUACGACCGGGAGUCCGAGAGAGAGAGCGAAGAAGGGGAGGAUGAAGUGAGCUGUGAAACAGUGAGAACUGUGCGGCGGGAUUCCCUGGAUCUCGUCACCGAGGAUGAAACACAUUUAAUGUUAGAUUCCUCACUGGAGGAAGGACUGGGUCAGCUACUGCAGCAGGCUGACCGCUUGCACGACGGAGAUGAGCAGGAGAAGAGAGAGGGAUUCCAGCUGCUGCUGAAUAAUAAACUGGCGUAUGCGGACCAGAAAGACUUUCUUUGGCGCCUGGCCCGAGCACACAGUGAUAUGUGUGACAUCACGGAAGAUGCAGAUGAGAAGCGAUCGUACGCGUCUGACGGGAAAGAAGAGAUAGAAGUUGCCUUACAGAAGUGGGAUCGAAGCGCUGAGUGCCAUCAGUGGUUCGCUGUUCUUUGUGGGCAGUUAGCGGAACAUGAGAGUAUUCAGAAGCGCAUUCAAGCUGGAUAUGUUUUUAAGGAACACAUUGAUAAAGCGAUUGAACUGAAACCAGAGGAUCCAAAGUCUUACUAUCUUCUGGGCAGAUGGUGUUACCAGGUUGCCCACCUGGGAUGGCUUGAAAAGAAGACUGCUGCUGCUUUGUUUGAAGCCCCUCCUACAGCCACUGUCCAGGAUGCACUGCAAAACUUCUUACGGGUUGAGGAACUGAGCCCAGGAUUUUCCAAAGCAGGCAGAGUAUACAUUGCCAAGUGUUACAGGGACAUGGGGAACAACACCGCAGCUGUUCUCUGGAUGAACCUUGCUUCAGAGCUGCCAGCUAAUACAAAAGAGGAUGCAGAAAGCGAGAGAGAACUGGAAGAGCUGCGGGCGGUCUGGGAAGAGUAAAUCUGUAAAGGCUCAUUGCACUUGGUGCUGCACGGACAGUGGAAUUCCCGUCAGAGGGGUUUUGUGAUCCUGACAACUUCGAUUGCACUUCAUGGAUAAGCCACAAGAGUUUACAGGAAAAAACACGCAGCAGUCUGAUCAGCAUGCCUAGGAAAAAACCUUGGUGGGAUUUAAUCGGAUAAAAUUUUGUAUUGUUUUUCUUCUUACAGCACUGCAUACGUUUUGAUUUUAAAAUUCCUUAAAAAAUCAAAUUCUUAAAAACGGAGCGGGGGAGGCUGUAUAGGUAGAAUUUGUGGUAUGAAAAUAUUUGUGAUUAUGUAUAUAUCGGAAAGGUGUGUGAGAUAUACUUUGUGAUAUAAAAUAUAUACAUAUUUAUUUAUACACAUAUAUUUUACAUCACAUCAUCCUCUACCUAUCUGACAACUUGAACUUCAGGCCUGCUUGAUGGUGAGCUCUCUCAACUGAUUCCUGAGGAAGUCUUCAGCCAAAAGCUUUUUCAGAUUAACUCUCUUUUCCGUAGUGAUCCGCAUUAACUGAGUAACUGGUGCCAUGCCUUUCGUCGGGGGUCACGUGCGGUGACGCUCGGAGCCGCCGGGCUCGGUGGGCAGCUGCUUUCUGCCAGUGCACUGUGUGGGAGGCAGCGGGAUGUUCUCACUCCCUCAGCCCCUUGGCUCAAAUGGGCGCUGAAUCUGUGACUUACACUUGCAGAACAAGAAGACAGCAAUGACUUUGCGUGAGUUCUCAGCCCUUUCUUCCUUGCUGUGAACAAAUGGGUGCUGGUGUCCAGAACACACUUGUUGGCCCUUUCCCACUCUGCCUAAACUCCCCUUGAGGGAAGCCAGCACUGCUCACUGUAGGGAGUUAUUACCAGGGGACCAAUGAGAUUUUCUUCACAAUACAAACUCUAUUUUUUAAGAGGUGCAUUGAUUUUUGUCAGAGAAGUGAGUACUAAGAUUUUAACCUUUAGGACUUCCUCCCAGUGAUGUUACUCGCUUCACUCACACGAGAUUGAAAACUUCCUGUGUCCCUCUAAACUAUGCUGCUGUGGUUUAGAUGAGAUAAUUUAGUUUGAAAAGUAGUUCUUUAUCAGUGGAACACUGGUUACAGGAACAGGAAUAUUCUGUGGCAAAGCUUGACGCUUCCCUGUAACGUUCUUCUACCAGUUCUCCUUGACUUGUUAGGUGACACUGAGAAGGUGAGGCUGACGACAGACGUUUCCCCUGACAGCUCCUGGGCACCAAGCAGAAAGUAAACUCUGCUGUGCACUGACACCAAUGGGGAAGCAAAAACUAUGUGCAAAAAUUUCUCCAAAUAUUUAAUAAGGCUUUCUUGACAGCCCUUCAAAUUUCCCCUGGCAUCUAGCUGGACGCUUAGUUCUUAAUGUUUGUUACGUCUUGCCAUGUCGUAUAGUGUUUGUGAAGUGUAAAGUAGAAAAGUGCGAGAGUGAAACAUUUCUUAAUCGCCUUCUUAGUCCCUUGCACGUGUGUAUUAAACUGAUGGGGUUUUUUAUUUCGUGAAAAUGACACUGAAGGGGAAAUGUAUAGCAAACUCAAGUUUAAAAACUUCCCAUUUUAUAGAUUUGGCACUUUUUAGCUUUCUUUCUGUUUGUCCAAAUUAAACUCUAAAAUUUUGGUGCUAAGCUCAUCUCAUGAGAUCCAGGCAAGUGUGCAAUUAGCUUUAUGAUAAAAAUUGAUACUUCAUAAAUGGACAGCUGAAUCCUGACAGGCUGAAGUUGAUCCCUAUGGUUUUUUUGUACAGAUCUCCCCCCAUGAUAAGUGGGCACUUGAGCUGUAAUUGCGGGGAAAUUUUUUAUAUUUGAUCAGUGUGUGCUUUUCUUUGAGUUCUUCAGUGGAAUGGUGAAACUGCCUUUUUUACUUAGUGUGAAUCUGUCUUGUUUCAAAUAUUUCCAGUCGAUGACCAGGUUGGUUUUUUUCUUCUAAACAUCUGAUCUUUAAAUAUUUGCACAAGUCUGUCUUUUUUUUUUUUGAUUGCUUAAGCCAAGCUGGGAAAUCCACAAUAGGAAUAUCCAAAAGAUAUUGAUCAUCAAUGUGAUCCUUCUCUUGCAGGGUAUUUUUCUGGAGAGAAAUGAUAAUAGCUCUCAAAACAAGUCGUGUAGUUAGCUGUCCUUGUGUUGUCUUUCCCUGCCAGCAAGUCCCAGAGUGAUAUUAACCAGUAGCGUUUGCUGUUCUGUGUGUUGUUUGAAGGUUGCUGCCUUCCACAAGUAAAUGAUCGCAGUGUAGGUAAUUGGGAGAGUGCAAAAAGGUAAUAUUUAUGCUACUGAGAGUCUGUAGCUUUACUUAUUUGCAGAUGCCUUCAAGCCUUCACCUGUUGUUUAACUUGUCAAAACAUAAACUGUUUAACAUAAACUGUCUUUGGAUUAUGUAUUUUCCAGAGACAACUUUCACUCUGUGUUUCCACAGAUUUAAAUUCUCCUUUGAUUUUUGGGGGGGUUUGUCUGUUUCAAAACAACAAGGGGCUCUAAGUGUGACAAAAACCUGUGGAUUCGCUGUUCCGUUCAUCUGCUGCUUGGGAUCCUGUGCUGGGCUUGAUUCGAGUGCUUCAUCCCAUUUACGUUCGUUAAGUCUGUAAGAGGGGGCUGCAUGAGGAAAGCAUUUUGUUAAUUUGUUAAUUGCCAAGGUGCCGUAUUGGUUGGCAGCACCUCUCCAGACAAGCAGUCUCUGUUGUCAUGAAAGAGUGCUGUAAAAACACAGCUUUGGGUUACAGACUAAACAGCCUGUUCGGAAACUGAUACCUAAAAUCUUGUUUUUCUUACCGAUAGAAGCUGAAGUCAUUUUCUUCUGGGGGCAGAAGGCAUCUGGUGCAGCCGAGUGGGGCAUGUUGGGUUGUGAGCAGAACCUUUUCUGUCUGAGUAAAAAUAACCUGCCUCCCUCGAGGAAGAGGUGGUCAUUAAUGCGUGGUGAUUCUUCUUAUCUGGCGUUCAUUCUCAGAUGGUUUCACACGGGUACAACCUUUCCACUCUUUUUUUUAUUCUAUUUCGGACCUCCGGUCAGUGCUUUAAGCUUUCUGCACAUUUGAUUGCCUGCUUCGCUUCUGUGGUUUUUUAAAAAAUAGACUUUCAUUUUGGCUUAAAGAGCAGGGUCUGGCAUUUCACUCCCGCAUAUCCUUUGUGUGUGUGGCCUUGUCCCUUUCUUGGGGGAUCUGGAGCAGGGAGCUCUUUUCCUCUGGUUUUGGUACAGGAGGGCUUUCCCCCAGCGGCCUGCUCCCGCCGGCAGAGCUGGGGUGAGGGCUGUGUCUGGCGUCUUGUUUUUUCUCCUCUGCUGUAUCUGCUGGAAUCCAAUUAAUGUGUCUCUAAGACGAGAAUGAAAGGUGAUGACAGAACUUUCAGAUCCUUUCAAGUGCAGAUAAAAGCUGUAUUUUGCCAUUUUCAGUCUGAUCUCCAGGAAGUUAUGACAUAACGAUCAGAAGAGCCUUUUUUGUUUUGGUUUUCCCUUUUCUUGGCUUGUUGUGAAUAGGAAGAAUGUGACUAACAUAAUUCAAUUCUAACAGCCUAGCUUGCAGGUUGAUGUGGAGAUAAGGCAAGGCUCUGGAACUAAAACACUUCCCAAUGGCCAAUCCUUGGCUUUUUUUUUUUUUUUUUCUCUUUAGCAGUAAAAUGUGCAGUCAGUCUCCUCUUAGGCUUUUGGCAUGCCGUGUGCUGGGGAGGGGAAGCCGUUCCUGUUCGCAAGGGGAGGGUGAACCUCAGUAGCUUUCAGACAACGUGGAAAUUGAGACUCUUUAAAACUUGCACAUAUUUUGUGGACCAGUCCCAGAGUACAGUGGGAAUUUCUCUGCACUCUACACAUCCCAAGACCAGAAGAAAUUAACCUACCUUUUGGUAGAGAGACUCCAUCCUGCUCCUAUCCAGAUAGGUUCUUCUGGACUUACCCCAGGGUGACAAAGAAUAAUUUCCUGGAGCUACUCUUGUCUUAACUUUAAAACGUACCUACCUGUGGUUAAAUUAUGAUACUAAAGAAUAAGUGAAGCUUUUAACUGUUUCCUCACUGUGCUGUUCUGUUGGAAAUAGAGUAUUUCUAAACAAGAAGGGGAUCCUGCUUAAAGGUACCUGUGCUGCUCUCUUGCUUUUUAUGCCAAUACAUGUCUGGGUGAGGAAACCCAGUGGCUGGGUGGAGGUUGUCUACGUAAUGUCCUUGCACUCGUGCGCAUGGUGGCUGUGCUGAGGGCGAUAGGAAAUGAUGGGAAAGUGAUGUUCAACAUUAUCGUUUAUAUAUUACUGUUUAUAUAAAUUAUAAUGUGGGUUACACCUGUAGCAGAUUUUGUAUGUCAAUACAACUACAGCUUAACGUUUUUAAAGUGCACCAAAGUCCUAGGGCCACGCUUCGUGGCAAACGUUGUACUCCACAUGAAGUUGUUUUUAAAUAAAGGUGGAUAAUUAGUUGUGA
Messenger RNA from Athene cunicularia (burrowing owl), 5639 nucleotides. RefSeq names its product regulator of microtubule dynamics 3 (gene RMDN3). Gene Ontology annotation, molecular function: microtubule binding. Bases 1 to 1239 code for a protein of 412 amino acids. The record is from RefSeq and is a predicted model, not a curated record. NCBI's taxonomy places the organism in Eukaryota, Metazoa, Chordata, Aves, Strigiformes, Strigidae. The transcript is spliced from 12 exons. Gene Ontology annotation, cellular component: spindle microtubule; mitotic spindle pole; cytoplasm.